GUUGGAAGGGAACCGUGCCGCUCUUGGUUGGAAGAGGCCCGCGCACGCGGCGGCGGCGGCAGGAGGAGUGGUAGAUCGUGAGGGGAGAGCGGCUGAGCAGGGAGCUGAGAGUGGUCCCGGCCAUGGCGGUGCAGGAGCCCCGUCCCAACCACACCAUCUACAUCAACAACCUGAACGAGAAGAUCAAGAAGGAUGAGCUGAAGAAGUCCCUCUACGCCAUUUUCUCGCAGUUUGGGCAGAUUUUGGACAUUUUGGUGUCGCGCAGUCUCCGCAUGCGGGGCCAGGCCUUUGUCAUCUUCAAGGAGAUGAGCAGCGCCACCAACGCCCUGCGCUCCAUGCAGGGCUUCCCCUUCUACGACAAACCCAUGCGGAUCCAGUACGCCAAGACUGACUCGGACAUCAUCGCCAAGAUGAAGGGAACGUUUGUGGAGCGGGAGCGGGAUCGGGACCGGGAGCGCAAACGGGACAAGCGCAAAGCCAAGGGGGGAGAGGCCCCUGGCCCCAAAAAGAGCGGGGCUGCAGCACAGGGGGCAGCGCAGGGGGCAGUGCCCGGGAUGCCGCCGCUGGCGCAGCCGCCCCGGAUGAUGCCGCAUCUGGGGGGACAACCACCCUACAUCCCUCCCCCGGGCAUGAUUCCAGCCCCAGGAAUGGCCCCGAAUCCGGGAAUUCCCCCAGGAAUGGCCCCACAGCCUGGAAUGGCCCCGAUCCCUACCCCACAGCCCCUGUCGGAAAACCCUCCAAACCACAUCCUGUUCCUGACCAACCUCCCUGAGGAGACCAACGAGCUGAUGCUCUCCAUGCUCUUCAACCAGUUCCCAGGGUUCAAGGAGGUGCGCCUGGUGCCCGGGCGCCACGACAUCGCCUUUGUGGAGUUUGACACCGAGGUGCAGGCGGGCGCCGCUCGCGAGGCCCUGCAGGGCUUCAAGAUCACCCAGAGCAACGCCAUGAAGAUCUCUUUCGCCAAAAAGUGACCCAAAACACUGCAAACCCCACCAAAAUACCCCCAAACCCCCCAAAAAAAGGGUCCAAAAUACCCCAAGAUCCAAAAAAGGCGCCUCAAACCCGCCCCUAAAUACCCAAAACCUGCCCCAAAACGCCCCAAAUCCCUCCAAACCACCCCAAAAUCCCAUAGAAACACCCUAAAAUCCUUCCGAACCACCCAAAAUCCCAUAGAAACACCCUAAGAUACCUCAAAACCACCCCAGAACACCCUAAAUCCCACAAAACUGCCUUCAAAUCCGAGAAAAAGACUCCAAAAUCGCAGAAAACUGCCCCAAAAAUGGUCCUGACCGUGCUCCAAACCCCCCCAUGCACCCCUACACCCCCAGGUAAGUUCAGCUGGGCCCAAAUUCUCCUUUUUUAAAUCCUCCUUUAUCCCACCCCAAAUCUUCCUUUUCCCACCCCAAUUUUUUUUUCCAAGCCCAAAUCCUUUAUGAGUCCCCAAAUUCCUUUUCCCAUCCCAAAAUCUCUCUUUUCCUCCCCAAUUCCCCACCCCAAAUCCUGUUUUUUCACCCCAAAUCCUUUGUGCAUCUCAAAUCUCAUUUAUCCACCCCAAAUCACCUUUUCCCACCCCAAAUCACCUUUUUCUACCCCAAAUCCUUCCCUCCCCACCCUAAAUCCCCCUUUCCCACCCAAAAUCUCCUUUUUCAACCCCAAAUCCUCUUUUCCCACCCCAAAUGCUUCCCUGCCCACAUUAAAUCCUCUUUUUCCACCCAAAAUCUUUCCCCAUCCUGAAUCCCUCAAUUCCCACCCCAAUCCCCAUUUUCUCCUCCCCACCCUAAACCCCCCUUCACCCACCCUAAAUCCUUUUUUACCCCAAACUCUCCCUUUUUCAUCUUAAAUCCUUCUUUUUCCACCCCAAGUCCCAUUUUUCCCACCCAAAGUCCUUUUCCAACCCAAUAUCCCCUUUUCCCACCACAAUCCUGACCCCAAAUCCUCAAUCUCCACCCUAAAUCCCCUUUUCCCACCCAAAUCUCCUUUUUCCAUCCCAAAUCCUUUUUGUCUGCAUCCCAAAUCCUCCUUCUUUCACCUCAAAAUCUCCUUUAUCUCUGUUAAAUCCUAUUCAUUCCUUCCUAAAUCUCACCCCAAAUCCCCUUCUUCCACCCUGGAUCCCCACCCCAAAUCCACUUUCUCAGCCCCCCAGGGGCUUUUGGGAUUCCCGAGGAGUUUUUGGGCUUCUUCCCAGCAUUGUACCCAGGGUCUCUCUGCAGACAUUGCACCUGGAGCUGCCCCCAACCCAGAUAAACCCAAAUCCCCUUUUCCCACUCCCCCAGAUACUUUUGGGGUUCCCAAGGGGUUUUUGGGGUCUUUCCCAGCAUUGUACCCAGGGUCUCUCUGCAGACAUUGCACCUGGAGCCUUCCCAAAUAAACCCCACUGUGCCUCCCA
Molecule: messenger RNA, 2386 nt
Organism: Passer domesticus (house sparrow)
Lineage: Eukaryota; Metazoa; Chordata; Aves; Passeriformes; Passeridae
Gene: SNRPA
Product: small nuclear ribonucleoprotein polypeptide A
Exons: 7
Coding region: 123-971 (282 amino acids)
Biological process (GO): mRNA splicing, via spliceosome
Cellular component (GO): U1 snRNP
Molecular function (GO): U1 snRNA binding
Source: RefSeq, a predicted model, not a curated record